Messenger RNA from Kuraishia capsulata CBS 1993, 1644 nucleotides. RefSeq lists its product as uncharacterized. The transcript has a single exon. Lineage: Eukaryota; Fungi; Ascomycota; Pichiomycetes; Pichiales; Pichiaceae. Gene Ontology annotation, cellular component: fungal-type vacuole. Gene Ontology annotation, molecular function: transmembrane transporter activity. The coding region runs from base 1 to 1644 and encodes 547 amino acids. The record is from RefSeq and is a predicted model, not a curated record. Gene Ontology annotation, biological process: transmembrane transport.
AUGACUUCUAUAGCACCCGCUAAGACCCAAGAUGAAAUCGCUGCUGAGGUUGACCAAGAAUGGAUCCCAGGCACGGUACAUCUAGUAGAUGUGACCAAUUCUCUGAACGUCAAACACAAUGGUGAAUCUGAUGUGGUUCUCAUUCCUCAACCAUCGGACGAUCCAAAUGAUCCACUGAGAUGGUCAAAGAAGAAGAAGUACUUUCAAUUUGGAAUCUUGUGGUUUUGGGCUUUCUUCACAGCUGUGGCUACAAACUGGUCGGGUCCAGCAUGGACUGACUGGACGGUCACAUUCAAUACCACUUACACAAAGUUGAACGACACAUCAGCCGUUGGGUGGUGUUUCCUGGGCAUCGGGUGUUUGGUGCUCCAGCCAUUGGCAAUGAAAUACGGCAGAAGAGGUGUGUAUAUUUUUGCUAGUUUAUGCCAGUUGUUUGGAAAUGUUGUUGGUGGAAAAGCAUCAAGCUUAGCCAAUAUGUAUGGUUGCAACAUCAUGACCUGUUUUGCAGGAGCACCUUGUGAUUCUUUGGUUCAGAUCUCGACCACAGAUGUAUUUUUUCAACACGAGAGAGCAAAUAUAAUCUCUCUGUUCACAUUUGCACUCUAUUCAGGAAGUUAUUUGGGUCCAAUCUGCGCUGGUUACAUAGUCGAGUCCCAAGGCUGGAGAUGGUGCUUUUGGUGGUUGGUGAUCUUCUUCGGCAUUAUUUUUGGAAUUCAAGUUUUUUUCAUGGAAGACUCUACCUUUGUUAGACAUGAGACCAAAAAGCAGGAGGAAGCUAUCAUGACUCAGAUCAGAUCAAGGGAUUCGGGAGUAAUCAUCAACACGGAGAAGGACAUCAACGUUGCUGUUGAGGAGAAGUCAGAGUUUCUUCCUCAGAAAAGAUCUUACAAACAAAAACUGACGGUCAUUGAACGAGAGUACAAUGACAAACGCCCAUUAUAUAUCAUAUUUCUGAGACCGCUUUUGGCUCUUAGAUUGCCUGCAUUUGUCUGGGGAGGUCUAGUUUAUGGAGUUCAGGUCAUGUGGCUUUCAUUGAUCGCUACUACUCAAUCGGAGUUUUUUUCGUACGCACCAUACAACUUCAGCUCUGCUGCUACUGGAGACACUUAUUUUGCCUCAUUGAUUGGAACCUUCAUUGGAACAUUCUGGGGUGGAAGUCUAUCAGAUAAAUUCGUUGCCUGGAAAGCAAGGCGAAAUGGCGGUAUUCUGGAACCAGAGUUCAGACUCUGGUUCAUUCUCUUGCCUGCAGUGAUAAACUCUGCCGGACUACUGAUGUAUGGACUGGGAAUAAAUGCUGGAGUACAUUGGAUCCUUCCUGGAGGAUUUGGAAUGGCAUUUAUGGGAUUUGGAAUUGGUUCUGCAGGUGCAUUGACUAUAACCUAUGCUCUAGACUGCUAUCCCGAUAUGCAGAGCGAGGGUUUGGUUCUGAUGUUAUUCCUCAGAAACAUGAUUGGCAUGGGUUUCACGUUUGCCAUACAGCCAUGGCUUGACCGCGACGGAAUGGCUACAACCACAUGGUUGAUGUUCAUGCUCUCCAUGGUCUUCAACUUCAGCUCUUUGAUAUUUGUUAGGUGGGGCAAGGACUUCAGAAAAGUGACGAAGCAAUUUUAUGUGAAAUACUCCGACAAAGACAUAUUGUUUUGA